Dendronephthya gigantea is the source of this 12750-nucleotide messenger RNA. RefSeq names its product dynein heavy chain 6, axonemal-like. The record is from RefSeq and is a predicted model, not a curated record. The transcript is spliced from 97 exons. Gene Ontology annotation, molecular function: dynein intermediate chain binding; dynein light intermediate chain binding; minus-end-directed microtubule motor activity. Lineage: Eukaryota; Metazoa; Cnidaria; Anthozoa; Malacalcyonacea; Nephtheidae. Gene Ontology annotation, cellular component: dynein complex. Gene Ontology annotation, biological process: microtubule-based movement. The coding region runs from base 3 to 12335 and encodes 4110 amino acids.
UCAUGGCGGCCAAAGAUUGUUAUCGACAUGGCGAUCAAAAAAUGAAUUUGACUUGUGUGGAUGAAGCUGCGCUAAAAGCUCGUCUUAUUGCAAAACCACAGCUCGAUCAAAAUCCGAAAGCGCUAAAGUUUUCCGGUAUAACUGCAAGUCAACGACGCAAGAAUUCUCCUAAAACUGGAAAACUUGAGCCACUGCCCAACCUAGGAGCUUAUCAGAAACGUAAACACGCUCCUAAACCAGGCGUCGCUUCCAUAAAUGGCAGAGAUGAAUCAGAAGACAUUCCUGAUAAGAAACCUCGUCAAAAAGCAGUUAUUGAACCGGUCACCAGAACAACAUCUCCCCUGCCAACUUUACCUGAUGAUCUGUUGCAGCAACAAAGAAAGUUUGACAGAUCCUCUGGAAAACGAACAACUGUCACAUUUUUUGAUGUUCCAAAAGAUGAGGUGGAAGAAAGGAGUCAAGAUCCAUUGACAUUUGUUGACAUGGUGCAAUCCAAUCCAAAAAUUGGCUUUCUUUAUAUGAGCCCUGCUGUUGAGAAGUCAUCUAUAGAAUAUAAUCCUUAUAACUUGAGAAUUGUGAAUCAUUCAGAGAUUAAGAACUCGGACAAUUACUAUACAAUAAGUAGUGAAGGUGUUACACAUGUGUCAAACAAUGAAGCUGAGUUCACUCCACUCAAAAGAUGGGCAAAGGAAUUUGAGGAUUACAAGAAAAUUAUCCAAAUAAAGACGUUUGAAAAGUUCCGUAUUUGGAAAGCUUUUGCAGUCUGGCGGAAAAAUGUCAGGACAAAGAAAAUUUCAACAUGCAAGAACAGACUGCAGGAUAAUCUUUUCAUUGUAAAUGCGUCUUUACGUCCAGCACUUCUUAACGUACGUGAGAUGUGUUAUCGUAUCAGCGACAUGGGCCUUUGUAAAGUUGAAAGAAAUAAAACGUACACCCUUGAUGAGUUCAGACAGGCGCAGUUUGACCAGCUCAGGGAGGUGACAGGGCGACUGGAAGAGUUCAGAGAUCUUGUGAAGGAAGUCGUCCGCAGCGCAUGCCGUGCUGCUCUCAAAGAAGCAGGAUUUAUUCCAGAUGAUUAUUUGGUUGAAGUUGAGAGUGAUAUGGAUGGUUUAGUUCAAAGUCAUCUGGCAGCCGUGGAAAGUACUUCAUCUUAUGGAAUGUAUGGAGAUUAUGAAUUUGAUUUAUAUGGCGAGGCACCUGAUAAAAUGACCUACACUGAACAAGCAAACAAACGCAGUCAUUGUGCCAGACUCACAAGUUUUAUUCGCCUUGCUGAUUACCUCAUUGUUAACACAAUGCACGCACUUGCUGUAAACUCUGUGGCUACUUUGCUAAAUUAUUUGGAAGAACAACUGCAUCAUUUGAAAGAUUCUUCGAGUCCUACGGCUGAUGAAAAUGCUCAGGACGAGGAAGGUGUUGAGACCAAUCCAUUGUUUAUUACGGAGUUACUUGUCGAACCACAUUCAUUGUUCUUCAGUCCUGACCUAGAGGACUUUCAAGAAGGCGUACAUGAAGUAAUCAGUCAUUUCCAAGAAGCUGUACUCAGUGUUCAUAAUCUAGUACCAGAUAUUUACUUCCAGGCUUUUACCAGUCCUAUUAUUAACGGGAAAGUUGAAGACAGGAACGUUGGCGAAGGACCGAGUUUAACAAUGAUGUUUGAAGACGAUAAACAUUUGCAAUAUCUAAAUGAUAUGUUGAAGGAAACGGUAACAUCUGCAUUUUCCUCCGCCACGAGGUUUGGAAACACUCUGGAACCCUACAGACAGUUUUAUCAAGAGAAUGAAAGUUUGGAUCUGGAGGAAAUGAAGACGCAGGAACACAAUGUUCCAUUCUUUUCCAUGUCAUUGGAGAAAUACACAACUGAGCGUACGUUGGUCGAGAAAGUUCCGGAUAAAAAACCCAUUGGAAUGUUGUAUUUGGAUUGUACUAAACUGAAACAAGUUCUCAUGCCGUCACCACUAAAAUGUCUUGAUGUCAUUCAUGAAAUCCUACCUAAACUCGCUAAAAAACGAGUUGAUAGUUUAAUGGAAUUCUGCCAAGACUCUCAGUUUAAACUGGAAAUUAUUCCGUCAACAACUGAAGAGUAUGUUGACAGUCUUACAUUCUUGGAUGAGAUACAAGAACAGAUCGAAGAUCUGGAGACAAAUUGCACAACUGCAAAAGAACUUUAUAAUUUGAUAGAAACCUACACAGUGCCAACUCCACCUGAAGAUUUAGCCGUUUAUCAGACUCUUAACAAUGCUGUAUCGAUGGUGCGCAGUGCAAUAGACAAAGCCUUGGCUGACAGAGAUCAAAAUCUGGACAAGUUUUGCACUCGUUUGGACAAAGACAUUGCCUUGCUCGGAAAAGAAGUAAAGUCGAUCAAACAAGAGGCACAGAAUCCAAUCAUUCUGGAUCCAUCUGCGGAGUCAGAGAAAGUUGUUGGUUUUCUGGGCGAAUUACAAGAAAAGAUGGAUGAUUUGCAAAAGAGAGCGUUCAUGUACAAGUCGUACCAAAAGAAUUUCAAAGUUGAAGUAACGAAGUUUGAAGAAUUGGAAGAAACACACGCAGAAUUGAAACUAAAACAGACACUUUGGAAUUCGAGAAUUGAAUGGGAGGUGAAUCAUGAAGAAUGGAUGAAUGCAAUAUUUGAGAACAUUGAUCCUGAGUUACUGACGAACCACGUUAUGAAAUAUCAUAAAGUUGUUUUGCAGCUUGAGAAAGGUCUGCCACCGAACGCUGUUGUUCCUCAACUCCGAGGAAAAGUUGAUAACAUGCGCCACAAGCUUCCGGUGAUAUCAGAUCUACGAAACCCUGCGUUAAAACAACGUCACUGGGACGCUAUCCAGCAAGUCUUAGAGCACGUGUUCAGUGAAGAGGAGCCGUUAACGCUAGGAUUGUUGGAGGAUAUUGAUGCUUUUGAUCACAGUGAGUCGAUUCAAGAAAUAUCAGGACAAGCAUCGAGUGAAGCUUCGCUGGAAACACUUUUGAAAAAGGUUGAAGAUGGUUGGAAGACAACAGAGUUUAUUGUUCUUCCACAUCGAGAUUCUAAAGAUGUGUUCAUCCUUGGUGGUGUUGAUGAUAUUCAGGUUCAACUGGACGACAGUCAGGUCAACAUAUCGACGAUUGCAGGCUCACGUCAUGUUGGGCCAAUCAAACCGCGUGUUGAAGAAUGGGUGCGACAGUUAUCGCUAUUCAGCGAGACACUGGAUGAGUGGAUGACAUGCCAACGAAACUGGCUGUAUUUAGAAAGUAUUUUUAGCGCUCCAGACAUACAGAGACAACUGCCAGCCGAAGCGAAGAUGUUUAUGACCGUUGAUAAAUCUUGGAAGGAAAUCAUGAGAAAAGUUGCAAGAUUGCCAAAUGCUAUGAGAGCAGCAACACAGCCUGGUCUAUUAGAAACAUUUCAAAACAACAACGCUUUGCUGGAUCAAAUUCAGAAGUGUCUUGAAGCUUAUCUUGAAUCAAAGUGUGUUGUGUUUCCAAGAUUUUAUUUCUUAUCUAACGACGAAUUAUUGGAGAUUCUCUCUCAAACUCGCAACCCUCACGCAGUUCAGCCACAUUUACAGAAAUGCUUUGAUGCAAUCGCAAGUUUGGAAUUUGGAAGUGCUCCACCUCCGGCCCAGGAUCCCAGUGACACCGCUGGAACAGAUAGACCGCCCUCGCCUAGUAAAGUUGUUGAAACGAAAACAAACGAUAUUGUCGCGAUGAUUUCUCCGGAAAAAGAGAGAGUCCCACUUGGAAAGGGUCUAAAAGCGCGAGGAAACGUUGAAGAGUGGCUUGGUAAAGUGGAGGAGUCAAUGGUUGCUACGCUACGAAAGCUGACGAAAUAUGCCAUCGGAGAUUACGAGGAGAAAACUCGUGAAGAAUGGGUCACGUGUCAUGCAAGUCAAGUUGUGUUGACAGUUUCACAAACAAUGUGGUGUCGUGAUCUCACAAAAUGUCUGACAUCCGACGGUGAUCGACUGGAAGAGUUGAAACAAGCGGAACAAACAUCAUUUCAGAGCCUGAAUAAACUGGCGGCACUCGUUCGAGGUGAAUUGCCUAAAAUCACACGAAGUAUUUUGUGUGCAUUAAUUACAAUUGAUGUUCACGCUCGGGAUAUCGUCACUGGUCUUGUCGAAGCCAAGAUUGACAGUGUUGAAAGUUUCGAAUGGGUGAAACAGUUACGUUAUUACUGGGAUCAAGAUCUUGACAAUUGUGUGGUGCAAAUGUCUAACUCGCAGUAUACUUACGGAUACGAAUAUCUCGGUGCUUCACCCAGACUGGUCAUAACUCCACUCACUGAUCGAUGUUAUCUGUGUCUUAUGGGAGCUCUGCAGCUGGACUUGGGUGGAGCUCCUGCCGGGCCCGCAGGGACGGGGAAGACUGAGACUACUAAGGAUUUAGCCAAAGCGUUAGCGAAGCAGUGUGUUGUGUUCAACUGUUCUGAAGGCAUUGAUUAUAAGAUGAUGGGCAGGUUUUUCUCAGGUCUGGCUCAGUCUGGGGCUUGGUGUUGUUUUGAUGAGUUCAAUCGUAUUGAUAUCGAGGUCUUGUCUGUCAUUGCUCAACAACUGUUGACCAUAAGGAAUGCAAAACUUUCACGGGAGAGCAGGUUCAUGUUCGAGGGUCGUGAGAUAAAGUUAGUACCAUCAUGUGCAGCUUUUAUCACCAUGAAUCCUGGUUACGCUGGGCGAACAGAAUUACCUGACAACUUGAAGGCUCUGUUUCGACCCAUGGCUAUGAUGGUUCCUGAUUACGCUCUUAUUGCCGAAGUCAUUCUGUAUUCAGAAGGAUUUGAAUCUUCAAAGAACUUGGCUCGUAAGAUGGUUCAAAUGUAUCGUCUUUGCAGUGAACAAUUGUCUCAGCAAGAUCAUUAUGAUUUUGGUAUGAGAGCCGUCAAGUCAGUGUUGGUAAUGGCGGGUGCAUUAAAACGAGGCAAUCCUAACCUCAGCGAGGAUGUUGUUCUUAUCAGAGCGCUAAGAGACAGUAAUCUGCCCAAGUUUCUUGCUGACGAUGCAAUAUUAUUUAGAGCAAUUUUAUCCGACCUGUUUCCUGGCAGAGAAAUUCCAGAUCAUGAUUAUGGCAAGCUACAAUCAACAAUUGAAGAUUGUCUCUUGGAACAAAAGUUACAGGUCGUACCAGCCAUGGUUAAGAAAACCAUUCAACUGUACGAAACAAUGUUGGUGCGUCAUGGUGUGAUGUUGGUGGGACCAACUGGUGGUGGAAAAACAACUUGUUAUGAGACAUUGAAGAUGACUCUUACAAGUCUUCACGCUCAAGGAAUUGAUGAUCCUGAUUAUUUACCUGUUAAUACUUACGUUCUCAAUCCGAAGUCAAUCAGCAUGGGUGAACUUUAUGGUGAAGUGAACAAAAUGACUUUGGAAUGGCAAGAUGGAUUGAUGGCUUUAACAGUCCGCCAAUGUGUUCAGGACACAUCUGAAGACCACAAGUGGAUCGUGUGUGAUGGUCCUGUUGAUGCUCUGUGGAUUGAGAAUAUGAACACAGUUCUGGAUGAUAACAAGAUGUUAUGUCUUGCCAAUAGUGAACGUAUCAAACUCAAUGCUACCAUUCAUAUGUUGUUUGAAGUGCAAGAUCUUGCUGUCGCCUCACCAGCUACCGUGAGCAGAUGUGGUAUGGUGUAUGUUGAUCCAGGCCAACUUGGUUGGAAACCUUACGUCACUUCCUGGUUGCAAAGAGUUGGCGAGAAAUUAAAACAAGAUGCUCAGGAGUAUUUGACCAAUCUUUUUGACACCUAUGUCGAUGCUGGAUUGAAUUUUGUUUCAAAAAAAUGUACACAGGCAAUUCCUCAGGUAAAAAUCAGCAAAGUGGCAACACUGUGCAGUCUCUUUGAGUCAUUACUUCUUCAAGAAGGUACUGACCUGACCAUGGACGUCAAUCGAUUGCAUUCUUUGAUUGCAACAACAUUCCUGUUCUCGUUUGUCUGGUCUAUCGGUGGAAAUUUGAUCGAGAAAUGUAUGGACAUGUUUGAUUCAUUCGUACGAGAACUUUUUGCCGAAUGUCAUGAUGUCAGGCAACCAUCAGCUGGAGAUCUCUAUGGUUAUUUUGUUGAUACUGAUACACGACGAUUGGAACCUUGGGAAAAGAUAAUACCUUCGUUCAAAUAUUCUCCAGAGAUUCCUUAUUUUGAUCUGCUCGUGCCUACGGUAGACACUGUUAGAUUUGGUUUUUUGCUUGAGAAACUUGUCACUAUUCAAAAAUCUGUUCUUUUCACUGGGAUGACUGGAGUUGGCAAGUCGGUGACUGUCAAAGGAUGUUUAGAAAACUUCAGCGAUAAAGGCGGCAUCGUUCCUGUUGUUAUUAAUUUCUCCGCUCAGACAAGCAGUAAGAGAACUCAAGAAAUUAUCGAGUCAAAACUGGAGAAGAAGCGUAAAACAAUCCUCGGAGCGCCAAUCGGAAAGAAGGUUGUGAUAUUUGUAGAUGAUCUCAAUAUGCCUAAACUGGAUACAUAUGGUGCCCAGCCUCCCGUGGAACUUCUCAGGCAAUAUCAGGAUUUCAAAGGCUUCUACGAUCGUGAAAAGCUCUUCUGGAAAGAUAUCAAGGAUGUGAUCAUCUGUGCGGCGUGUGCCCCUCCUGGCGGUGGCAGAAAUCCCGUCACCCCCCGGUUUAUACGUCACUUCAGUAUGUUCUCAAUACCAACCUCAGCGGAACAUACGCUCAAACAUAUCUUCAAGUCCAUCGUCUCGGGAUUUUUAACUGAGUUUCCUAACGAGGUCCGUACCGCUGCUGAAGCGAUUGUUGCUUCCAGCGUGGAGAUCUACAUGAGAAUGAGCACUGAUCUGCUGCCAACUCCCGCCAAGUCCCAUUACAUCUUUAACUUGAGGGAUCUUUCCAAAUGUAUUCAAGGCGUUCUUCAAGCCGACCCUGGUACUGUGCGUGAUUACUCUCAGAUCUUCAGGCUAUUCUGUCACGAAGCACAGCGUGUGUUUCACGAUCGUUUGAUAAAUCACGAAGACAAAAAAUACUUUAACACUAUUCUUUCUGAAAUGUCACAAAAACAUUUCUCUCAGAAUGUGGAUCCAGAAUUGUUUGAAACGAAGCCAAUAUUGUUUGGUGAUUUUAUGAAAAUGGGGGCAGAACCGUCAGACAGGAUGUACGAGGAACUCACAGACAUGAACAAACUUCAGAAUAUCUUAAAUGACUAUCUUGAUGACUUCAACCUAAAUUCAUCCAAAGAAAUGAGACUAGUUUUCUUCAUGGACGCAAUUCAACAUGUCACAAGAAUCUCUCGUAUGGUUCGACAACCAAGAGGAAAUGCGCUCUUAGUUGGGGUUGGUGGUACUGGAAAGCAAAGUUUGACCAGAUUGGCCGCUCACAUGGCUGGCUACAAAUGUUUUCAAAUUGAGCUCACAAGAGGAUAUGAUUACACUGCAUUCCGUGAAGACCUCAAACUAUUGUAUUAUUCCGCUGGUCUAGAGAAGAAACACACCGUCUUUCUUUUCACGGACACACAAAUUGUUGUCGAAGAAUUUCUUGAGGAUAUCAACAAUAUCUUAAAUUCAGGAGAGGUACCAAAUCUCUUCGAGCCUGAGGAGUAUGAAAAAGUACUUGCUGGGACACGCCCUGCUGCAAAGGAUGCUGGUAUUGCUGAGAAUGACCGUGAUGGCGUGUUUGCAUAUUUCAUAAGUCAAGUUCGCAAUAAUCUUCAUGUUGUUUUAUGCAUGAGUCCUGUGGGUGAAGCAUUCAGAACUCGUUGUCGUAUGUUUCCGUCGUUGGUCAAUUGUUGUACAAUUGACUGGUUCAUAGAGUGGCCAAGAGAAGCAUUGUUUUCAGUCGCCCGACGUUUCUUUGAAGAAAUUGAACUUGGUGGAGAUGAUGUGAAGGAAAGCAUAUCAGAAAUGUGUGUUGAGACGCAUCUUAGUGUUAGCCAUACAGCAGAAAGAUUUUACAACGAACUUCGUCGACGGUAUUAUACGACACCAACCAGUUACCUGGAGUUGAUUAAUCUUUAUCUCUCCAUGUUGGAAGACAGGAGAAAAAAAUUAGUUGGUGCUUGUGAUCGUGUCAAAAAUGGUUUGAAGAAACUCUUGGAAACAAAUGAGUUGGUCGACAAAAUGCAGGUGGAGUUGGUCGCUCUAGAACCACAGUUGAAACAAAAAUCUCUUGACACAGAGAAGCUGAUGGAGAAAUUGCAGAUUGAUCAAGAAGAGGCGGACAAGGUUCGUAAAGUUGUGUUGGUUGAUGAAAGUGCAGCAAAAGAAAAAGCAGCAGAAACAGAGGCCAUUGCUACUGAAGCACAGCGAGAUUUGGAUGAGGCGUUACCAGCACUACAUGCCGCUAAUAAGGCUUUAGAUUCUCUGGAUAAAUCAGACAUUUCAGAACUUCGAGUGUUUACGAAACCUCCCGAAAUGGUCAUGACUGUCAUGGAGUCGAUUUGUAUCUUACUUGGUUCGAAACCUGACUGGGCGACAUCUAAGACCCUGCUUGGCGAUUCAAAUUUCCUAAAGCGUUUGAUCGAUUUUGACAAGGACAAUAUAUCUGAUGCAACUUUGAAGAAACUGAAAAAAUAUAUGGACAACCCAAAAUUUGUUCCUGAAAUCGUCGAAAAGACAUCAAAGGCUUGUAAAUCAAUGGUGAUGUGGGUUCGUGCUUGCGACCUUUACGCCAAAGUAUUCAAGACAGUUGAACCAAAGCGACAGAAACUCGCUGCUGCUCAAGUUGAACUCGAUGCAACCAUGGCAACCCUUCGUGAGAAGCAAGCCAGCCUAGCUGAAGUGGAAGCACAGAUUGCAGAACUACAAGCUCAAUACGACCACAGCGUGGCAGAGAAGGAGGAACUAACACGAAAUAUCGCACAAACCGCUGCUCGACUAAAACGCGCCUCCAAACUAACCACAGCUUUAAGUGAUGAACAAGUGAGAUGGACUGAAAAUAUUGCGGCAUUUGAAGUGGAAAUUGGUAAUGUUGUUGGUAAUGUGUUUAUUGCUGCUGCUUGUGUUGCAUACAAUGGAGCGUUCACGAGUCUUUACAGAGAAGAGUUAAUAUCUCAAUGGAUUGCGAAGUGCACCGAACUUCAAAUUCCGGUGUCAGAAAAUUUCACGUUGGUCAAUGUUCUGGCAGAUCCAUUUGAGAUACGGCAAUGGAAUGCUGAUGGUUUACCCAGGGAUAAUGUAUCUAUAGAUAAUGCUAUCCUAGUGAAGAAUGCAAGACGUUGGCCUCUCAUGAUUGACCCACAAGAUCAGGCCAAUCGUUGGAUUCGUAAUAAGGAGGCGAAAAACGGACUUAAGGUGAUCAAGCUGACAGAUGGAAAUUAUCUUCGCACGUUGGAAAACUGUAUAAGAAUUGGCAUGCCAGUUCUACUGGAGGAGGUUGAAGAAACAUUGGAUCCUGCUCUUGAACCUGUUCUCCUCAAACAAACGUUUAUUCAAGGUGGUCGUCUGCUUAUAAGACUUGGUGACAGCGAUAUUGAUUAUGAUAAAAACUUCAGAUUUUACAUGACGAGCAAGAUGGCUAAUCCUCACUACUUACCAGAAGUCUGCAUCAAGGUCACCAUCAUUAAUUUCACCGUCACAAUAUCUGGCUUAGAAGAUCAACUCCUGGGAGAUGUUGUUCGUCUGGAGCGGCCUGACUUGGAAGAACAAAGAAAUCAACUGAUUGUUCGCAUUAAUUCAGAUAAAAAUCAAUUAAAAGCGAUCGAAGAUCGUAUUUUGAAACUAUUGUUUCAUUCUGAAGGCAAUAUCCUGGAUGAUGAGGUCUUGAUUAACACACUCAAUGAAUCCAAGGUAACAUCGGGUGUAAUUUCCACUCGUCUUCUUGAAGCAGAGAAAACAGAGUUAAGUAUUUCCACAGCACGAGAAAAAUAUCGUCCAGUCGCAACCAGAGGAUCUGUUAUGUAUUUUGUUGUUGCCAGUCUGGCAGAGGUUGAUCCAAUGUAUCAGUAUUCGCUCAAGUAUUUUGCCCAGCUUUUCAAUACGUGUAUUGAGAAAAGUGAGAAAGCAGACGAUUUAGAUCAACGUUUAGAAAUUCUACUCAACAAUUGCACCAACACGGUGUUUGAGAAUGUUUCCAGAGGAUUGUUUGAACGACACAAGAUCGUGUUUUCCUUCAUGUUGUGUGCUGAAAUAUUGCGUGAACGAGGAGAAAUUUCGACCGAGGAGUGGAAUUACUUUCUGCGUGGUUCACCCUCGUUAGAAAGAGAGCAUCCAGCGAAGCCGGAUAUUCCUUGGUUGACAGACAACAUGUGGAAUACGUGUUGUGAUCUUGAGGAUGAUUUAUCAUUUAAAGAUUUGAAGACAAUCAUUACCAAGAGACCUCUUGUUGGAAAAAUUGGCUCAUUGGAGGUUAACAUCAACCCGCCAGAGUGGGAGGGAUACACAGGGGAGACGAAUGACGAAGAUGAUCUCAAAUUAACGGAUUUUGAAAAUCUUAUUUUAAUUAAGAGUUUCCGCGAAGAAAAGGUGGUCUUUGCCGUUGGGCAAUUUGUUUCAACAAAUCUUGGUCGAAUGUUCAUUGAGAGUCCAAACACUGACCUAUCAUUACUGUACAAGAAUAUGGCGUCGGCGAUUCCGCUUGUUUUUAUACUUUCCACUGGCUCUGACCCGAUGAACGCUUUCUUGAGAUUCGCUAAAGAAAUGAGUUAUACUGAAAGAGUGCAAGCAAUUUCACUCGGCCAAGGUCAAGGACCGGUCGCAGAAAAAAUGAUCAAGGGAGCGUUAAAAUCAGGAGACUGGGUCUUCUUACAGAAUUGUCAUCUGGCUGCAUCGUGGAUGUUAAAAAUGGAGUCGAUAGUUAAAGCGAUAUCUUCUGGUGAAGUUGAAGUGCAUGAAGACUUUCGUCUGUUUCUCAGUUCAAUGCCCACGAAAGUAUUCCCAGUAACUGUCCUUCAAAACAGCGUCAAAGUCACAAACGAACCUCCCAAAGGACUUCGGGCCAACGUCAAGAGAGCUUUUGGUGAACUGAAUACAGAUCCAUUUGAAAACCACGAACUUGGUGUCUCAUGGCGGAAACUUGUGUUUGGUUUGUGUUUCUUCCACGCCAUCAUCCAGGAAAGAAAGAAGUUUGGUCCUUUGGGCUGGAAUAUUAAAUACGAGUUCAAUGAUUCUGAUCGUGAAUGUGGUUUGGACACUUUGAAGAUGUUUAUUAAAGAAUCCAGGAUUCCUUGGGAUGCUCUUGUCUUUAUCACCGGAGAGAUAACUUACGGAGGACGUGUCACAGAUGAAUGGGAUCAAAGAUGUCUUCGGACUGUUUUAAAAAGAUUUUUCGCUCCUGAAAUUCUCGAGGAAGGAUACAAAUUUUCACCUUCAGGUAUCUACUAUCCUCCUGAGUUGGAUGGUUUAUCAGAUUAUCGACAAUUUAUUGAUGAUCUUCCCAUGAAUGACGAGCCUGAAGUGUUUGGUAUGAACGAAAAUGCAAACAUCGCUUUUCAGAGUCAAGAAACUCAGACUCUGAUCACGACUGUCCUUGAUGUUCAACCACGUCUGGUCAGCAGUGGCGGAGGGAAGACUAGUGACGAGAUUGUGUACGAACUUGCUGAGAAUAUUUUAGGAAAAAUUCCAGAUAAACUUGAUAUGGAUAAAGCUAAUAAGGCUUUGUUUGAGCUGGAUGCAAAUGAUCGUGUGAAUUCGCUAACAACUGUUCUCAUCCAGGAGGUUGAUCGCUUUAAUAAACUCCUCAAAAUUAUCAAGGAGUCUUUACAACAACUUCAAAAGGCGAUUAAAGGUUUUGUUGUCAUGUCUUUGGAGCUCGAUAAAGUCUAUACGUGUUUUCUUAACAACCAGGUGCCUGAGAUGUGGUCUAACGCUGCGUAUCCAUCACUUAAACCAUUGGGUUCAUGGGUGAAAGAUUUAGUUAUGCGAACAACCUUCAUCUUUCAAUGGAUGGUUCAUGGUUUGCCGCGAUCUUUGUGGAUAUCAGGUUUCUUCUUUCCACAAGGUUUCCUUACUGGUGCCUUGCAGAACCACGCUCGUAAAUACAAUCAGCCAAUCGAUCAACUGUCCUUCCGCUUCACAGUCCAGUCAAAAUACUGCAAUCAAGAGGAGUUUAGUGAGAUGAUAGAGUUACGUAAUGAUGAGAUCAUUGACGCAAAUCUUCCUCCCAUGGUCGAGGAUGGAGUGUAUGUUCAUGGCCUGUUUUUAGACGCUGCAAAAUGGGAUGAUAAAACUAUGGUGUUGGUCGACGCACUCCCGGCUGAAAUGAACCCGCCAUUACCAAUCUUGCAUCUGGAACCGGAGAUGAAUUUUGUUCCCGACAGUACAAAAUAUGUUUGUCCACUUUACAAGACCUCAGCAAGAGCAGGUGUUCUUUCCACCACAGGUCAUUCAACAAAUUUCGUCAUUGCUGUUCAUCUGCCCUCAGAUAUGUCGUCAGAUUUCUGGAUUGCCAAGGGAACUGCUUUGUUAUGUCAACUGAAUGAUUAAGCCAGGUUUAAUAUUUUGUAUAAAUAUGUAAAUGUUGUAUAGUUACUAGACUCUAGCGUGAGUCAGUCAAGUGUGUAAUAUAUAUCUUAUAAGUUAUAUUUUUAACAAAAUAACAUUCAUAACUAUGAUAAUUUAGUUGUAGUCCGAAUGCCUCCUGCACGACAAGAGAUUGUAUGAAACUCUUCUUCACUGCAGCGUAUUAAACUCCAAAAUACCCGAUUUGAUUGGCCAAUCCCUUCACAAUCCCCCUUCACAGACUAUAGUUAGGAAAAACCUGGGGACGAGGAUGCUAGGCCCCGGGAGUAUUGUAAUGUGUAUGUACGCUGGACGUUUUGUAAAAAGUCGAAGACCAACCUUCAACCAAGUCAAAGCUCGCCUUGUUUACGACAUGAAUGAAACUCAGGUAUUUGACAUU